Messenger RNA from Hypoxylon trugodes, 723 nucleotides. RefSeq names its product NAD(P)-binding protein. The transcript is spliced from 2 exons. The record is from RefSeq and is a predicted model, not a curated record. Lineage: Eukaryota; Fungi; Ascomycota; Sordariomycetes; Xylariales; Hypoxylaceae. Bases 1 to 723 code for a protein of 240 amino acids.
AUGGCCUUGGAUGUGACUUCCGACGACGCGACCAUCCAAGCGGCACUUCAGAAGGCUGUCGAUACUUACGGCAAGAUUACCCACUGCAUCAAUGCGGCAGGUUAUAUCCUCUCAUCCGGUGUUGAAGAAGCUUCAGCCAAAGAAGUAUUCGACGAAUUCAACACCAACGUACUAGGUGUCAUGAACGUAACCCGCAACGUUCUGCGCCACAUGCGCGAAAGGCGACAGGGUGUAAUCGCCAACUUCGGCAGCCUGGGUAGCUGGCGUGGCGGAACCGCCUAUGGAUACUAUUCUGCGGUCAAAUUCGCAAUUUCCGGGUUCACAGAAUCGCUCCACGACGAAGUGAAGCCACUAGGUAUCGCAGCCGUUGCCAUCGAGCCAGGCUACUUCCGAACAGGUUUCCUAAACCCAGGCGGUGGGAACCGCUUGGGGCCUGCCCACCCUCUAGACGAAGAGUACAAGGACACGGCUGUGCCUUCGCUCAAGAAGAUACUCAACCAAGUCGAUAACAAUCAGCCCGGCGACGUUAAGAAGGGCGCCAAGGUUAUUGUCGAUGUAUUGACUCAGACUGGCGUUGCGCAAGGCAAGGAGAUCCCCAUCAGACUCAUUCUCGGCGCCGAUGCAUUGGAAGUUAUUAGGACGAAGAUCGCCGAUACUGAGGCUAUCAUCAAGGAGUGGUACGAUGUGAUUGUUAGCACGGAUCAUGACGAUGUCAAGAAAUGA